Owenia fusiformis is the source of this 1497-nucleotide messenger RNA. NCBI's taxonomy places the organism in Eukaryota, Metazoa, Annelida, Polychaeta, Sabellida, Oweniidae. The record is from the annotation of a GenBank genome assembly.
AUGGUAAAGGUAAAUGUAAAACUGCUAACUGUGUGUACUUUAGUACUUCUAGUCGUAUUGUUUUUCCACUCAAUUGCAACUCUUCAAAGACCUAGUUUACAAAGUUUUCCCGGAUACAAAACUAUAAAUGGCAUCGAAGAUGAGGAGUCUCGUUAUGAAGUAGACACGGAUACGGUCGAUUUUAAAUACGGCGUUAAUAAAGGCAACGCAAGCAACGCAAGCGAAAAGGAAUACCUCAUGAGACGUCUCAAAAAGAACAAUUCCUUUAUAAGCGAACCUCGUUUGGGCAUGGUUGGCGAUCAAAAAGACGAUAGUUCUAGUGACAUGUCAGCUGAGAUUGUUCCAACCGCGCAUUUUAAUCAGCAAGCGACAACUGAUAACCCUGGAGGUGCUUCCAAUAAUUCUGACAGGAAUACCAGUCGUCUCAUCGAUAACACUAAUGCAAACGAGCCAAUGUGCAAACAAAUUAUCAACAUUUGUUACAUUAAAGUUCACAAAAGUUCCAGCUCAACAGUAUCAAAUAUAUUCCAACGCUUUGGCUAUACUCAAAAUCUUACAUUUGUAUUGCCCAAUAAACUUGUCAACAUUGGCUACCCAUCUGGAUUUAAAGGAGGGCUUCCAAAGCCAAAGAGUAGAUCUGAGUUCAAUCUUCUAGUUAACCACGCAGUGUUCCACGAGGAAAAUAUGAGAGACGUAAUGCCAGCGGAUACUGUUUUCGUAGGGUCAUUUAGACACCCGUUCAGUCAUUUACUCUCGUCUUACAACUUUUUCAAUUUGGAGCAACUCAAUGACAUGCCUGACGUGCGCACUUUUCUUUCUGAUCCAGCAACGUAUGAUAAUAGUAGAUCCACUGGUAUGUCUUUUACACGAGGAUAUCAGGCCUGGCAUUAUGGGUACAAUCCUCUCUCGCAUUCCCAGCAAUCGUUAAUUGACCUGAUUGAGCGAUUAGAUAAAACGUUUUCCAUCAUUCUUAUAAGUGAAUACCUCAAUAUGUCUCUUUUACUAAUGAAACGUUUAUUAUGCUGGAACCUUAAGGAUAUAUUAUAUGUUUCAAAAAAGAUAGCUUCCUAUCCAAAUAAGUAUGCAGAUUACAAAGAAAGCGAUGUAAAACGAUAUGAAAAAUGGAACACCAUAGAUUAUAUACUAUAUGACCAUUACAACCAGUCGCUCUGGUCUAAAAUAACGCAACAAGGAAAAAGUUUCUUCGACGAAUUGAAUAAUUAUGAAACAUUAUUACAAAGAAUAUCUGUUGUUUGUAACGAGAGCGUCUAUGAAUUUAGGGAGCCAUCGACACAGACUAUUCUAUAUGAUGUCAAGACGGAUGUUUCUCUAACUAUUGACGAUUGUAUUCUUAUGCUCACAUCUAGCCAGGAUUACGUGAGGGUGCUAAAGAACAAACAAUAUACAAAGUCUGAGAUUUUACGCUAUCACGGGGAACAGAGAGCAAAUGAAAUAUUCAAAUAUAGAAAUAUAUUGCCUGAUUUCAACACAUUGUGA